AUGUCGCAAUUGGGCAACAGGGCGUCCUCAGCUCUGGCGAGGAGCUUGAGAACUCGAGCUGCGCCCAUCGCCAGUAGACCACGAUGCGGCGCCACCCCUCCCGCUACCAGCCUGGCCGGUUCAACGGUUCGGCAUGCUUCGACCGACGACAAGCCGUCGUUCAAGGGCCAGAUGCUUGAGAGUAUUAGCUCCCGUAUUGCGAGAGAGAAGGCCGACCAGGAGCGGAUCGCAAAGGAGAGGCAGGAGAAUGCAUCCAGCAGGAAUGCGGCCACCACCUUCAUGGUCUUCUUCGCCGGUAUCCUCUGCUACUGGAUGGGCACCAAGCUGCCGCGCGACAUCGACCCCAACUCGACCCUCCCCCUCGGCGCCACCCGGCCCCCGAAGCACAGGACGGGCAAGGCCGAGCUCGAGGCCGCCUGGGCCGACUUUGUCGCCAUCGUCGGCGAGGAGAACGUCAACACGACGCCGACCGACACCGAGGCCCACGCCACCUCGGAGUGGUCCACCCACCAGAACGGGCCCGACGAGAAGCCCUUCUGCGUCGUCUACCCCAAGUCGACCGAGGAGGUCGCCGCCAUCAUGAAGGUGUGCCACACGCGCCGCGUCCCCGUCGUCGGCUACAGCGGCGGCACCUCGCUCGAGGGCCACUACGCGCCGACGCGCGGCGGCAUCAUGGUCGACUUCGGCCGCAUGGACAAGAUCGUCAGGCUGCACAAGGACGACCUCGACGUCGUCGUCCAGCCCGCCGUGCGGUGGGAGGAGCUCAACGAGGAGCUGGCCAAGGACAACCUCUUCUUCCCCCCGGACCCGGGCCCGGGCGCCAUGAUCGGCGGCAUGAUCGGCACGGGGUGCAGCGGCACCAACGCCUACCGCUACGGCACGAUGCGCGACUGGGUGCUGUCGCUGACGGUCGUGCUGGCCGACGGCACCGUCAUCAAGACGCGCCAGCGGCCGCGCAAGAGCUCGGCGGGCUACGACCUGACCCGCCUCUUCAUCGGGUCCGAGGGCACGCUCGGCCUCGUCACCGAGGCGACGCUCAAGCUGACGGUGCGCCCGGCCUCGACCAGCGUCGCCGUCGCGUCCUUCGGCUCCAUCCGCGAGGCCGCCGACUGCGUCGCCCGCGUCGUGGGCGAGGGCGUGCCCGUCGCCGCCGUCGAGAUCCUCGACGACAAGCAGAUGAAGUUCAUCAACGCGGCGGGCGCCACGUCGCGGCAGUGGCGCGAGGCGCCGACCCUGUUCUUCAAGUUCUCGGGCACCGCCGCCGGCGUCAAGGAGCAGGUCGGCAUCGUGCGGGACAUGGCCCGGCGGGCGGGCGCGGGCACGUUUGACUUUGCGCGCUCCGACGCCGAGCAGGUCGAGCUCUGGAGCGCGCGCAAGGAGGCGCUCUGGAGCACCAUGGCCGUGCGGCGCGCCGGCGACCACGUGUGGACGGGUGACGUCGCCGUGCCCGUGUCGCGGCUGCCCGACAUCAUCGAGGAGACGCAGCGCGACAUGGCCGCGACGGGCCUCGUCGGGUCCAUCGUCGGCCACGUCGGCGACGGCAACUUCCACACCAUCCUGCUCUACGGCGACGAGAAGCGCCGCACGGCCGAGGAGUUUGUGCACCGCAUGGUCAAGAGGGCUAUCGAGAUGGAGGGGACGGUCACGGGUGAGCAUGGAGUCGGCUUGGUGAAGAGGGACUAUCUCCCGCACGAGCUUGGGGACGACACUGUCGAUACGAUGAGAAAGAUCAAGCAGGCCUUGGACCCGCUGUGCCUGCUCAACUGCGACAAGAUUGUGCGCGUGGAGAGGCCCAAGCCGGGAGAGGUUGGGAAGUGGUGA
Messenger RNA from Thyridium curvatum, 1821 nucleotides. RefSeq lists its product as uncharacterized. Gene Ontology annotation, cellular component: mitochondrion. Gene Ontology annotation, molecular function: D-lactate dehydrogenase (cytochrome) activity; FAD binding; D-lactate dehydrogenase (NAD+) activity. Bases 1 to 1821 code for a protein of 606 amino acids. The transcript is spliced from 4 exons. Gene Ontology annotation, biological process: lactate catabolic process. Lineage: Eukaryota; Fungi; Ascomycota; Sordariomycetes; Thyridiales; Thyridiaceae. The record is from RefSeq and is a predicted model, not a curated record.